UUCCCCGCCUUCCGGAAGUUGCGUCACAUCCUAAGCGUGGCGCAAUGACUACUUCCGCAAACAGAAUGGCGGAAAGCUUUACUGAGCCUUUAUGAACUAAAGCUUUAAAUUCAAAUCACUGAGCAAAAUGGAAAAUUCUUCAAAAACAGAGGAUUGUGAAAAGGUCUUUGAAGAUGAAGAGGUACCUGUGGUUUCCAAAACAGAACUCUCUGAUGUUAAUGAAAUUGAAUCCUCUGGUGGAAAGGACACUGACAGUGUUCAGGAAGGCACACCAAAAAAAAGAAAACUAGAGUUUCAGGAUGAUCCUGAAGUUAAGACUGCCAGUUGUGGAGAGGGCACUCCAUCAAAAACAAGAAAGUUGGGUAAUGAAAUUAUUCUUGAGGAAAGAGCUGCUGCCGGUGAUGAAGAAGGCAUUUCACGAACAAGAAAGUUAGAAACUGAUGAUAAACCAAAAGAUGAUACUUCUAGUUGUGGAGAUGGCACUGCCUCAAAAAAGAGAAAAUUGGAAGGUGAAGAUAUUCCUGUGAAACGCAGACAUUUAGAAGAAGGACAUGGCUCAGUAGUAGCUGCUCACUACAAUGAGCUUCAGGAAGUUGGUUUGGAGAAACGAAGCCAGAGUCGUAUUUUUUACCUUCGAAACUUUAAUAAUUGGAUGAAGAGUGUCCUCAUUGGGGAAUUUUUAGAAAAAGUGCGACAGAAAAAGAAACGUGACAUCACUGUGUUGGACCUGGGAUGCGGGAAAGGUGGAGAUUUGCUCAAGUGGAAAAAGGGCAAAAUUAGCAAACUAGUUUGUACUGAUAUUGCUGAUGUUUCCAUCCAACAGUGUCAGCAGCGCUAUGCUGACAUGAAGAAUCACUGUCGUGACCAUGAGUACAUUUUCAGUGCAGAAUUUGUAACUGCAGACAGCUCAAAGGAGCUCUUGGCAGAUAAAUUUCGUGAUCCAGAGAUGUGCUUUGACAUUUGCAGCUGUCAGUUUGUAUAUCAUUAUUCAUUUGAGACUUAUGAGCAGGCUGAUAUGAUGCUCAGAAAUGCUUGUGAGAAACUUUGCCCUGGAGGAUAUUUUAUUGGUACUACACCAAAUAGCUUUGAGCUCAUAAAACGGCUUGAGGCAUCAGAUACAGAAUCAUUUGGAAAUGAAGUCUACACUGUAAAGUUUCAGAAGAAGGGAGAAUAUCCUUUAUUUGGAUGCAAAUAUGACUUCAACUUGGAAGGUGUUGUGGAUGUUCCAGAAUUUUUGGUUUAUUUUCCUUUGCUUAUUGAAAUGGCAAAGAAGUAUAACAUGAAACUAGUUUACAAAAAGACAUUUUUGGAAUUCUAUGAAGAAAAGAUCAAGAAUGUUGAAAACAAAGUGCUUCUAAAACGAAUGCAGGCAUUAGAGCCAUAUCCAGCCAGUGAGAAUUCCAAGCUUGCCUCGGGGAAUUUGGAUGAUUAUGAACAUGCUACAAAAUAUAUGAAAAACAGUCAAGUUAGAUUACCUUUGGGGACCUUAAGUAAAUCCGAAUGGGAAGCUACAAGUAUUUACUUGGUUUUUGCAUUUGAAAAGCAGCCAAGAACAUAAAACUGAUUUAAUCAAGAAGAGUGGUUUAUCCCACCUUGUACAGAAGUGGAGGAUUCACAGUCAGCGCUAGCAGCUUUGUUUUAAUUUUUUUCUUUCCUUUUUAAAAAAAAAUUCUUUUCUCUUCCUUUAAAAAAAAAAUUGAACCAGGGCAAAGACAUGAGUCUGCCCUUCAGCUCCUGACUCUGGCAGGUAAAUUUUUGUGUGUGAAUUAAAAAAAAAAACAAGCUUGAACAUUCAUCUCUUUAAAACAGUUUGCUUUCAGAAAUGGUCAGGGAAAAUAACCUAUUUGACUUUUCACUGAUCUGGUAGCUUUCAAAAGUUAUGUUACAGUACAACUUGUUAUUAAGGCAGCUGAGCCAUUGCCACGAUGCUCCAGUUUGCUCAGUAAUGUUUACAGUAUUAAAUUUUGAGACUGUAGGAUGUGGAGCAAGAAAUUCAAGUUGUAAGUGUGUGCACGCACAUGUGUGUACUUGCUUAUGUGUAGUCUUGUUAUGUUUUCAACAUUAAAUGGUUUUGCAUUCUGAACAGUUUUGAAUGUUGAUGUUCUGAAUGUGUUGGCAAAAUAGAAGUUUUCACAUGUGUAUUUUAGAACAUCUUAAAUUCUAGGCAACUUAUUUAGACAUUUGCUACAAUAUUUAAUAUAAGUAGUAGCCCACUACUAGUAGUAUAUACUACUAGUAUAGUUUAAUAUAUUUAGUACAGGUAGUUUGCUUAGCAUAACGUCCUUCCCAAAAUAGAAUUUUUUUAGAUGCAUAGAAUUGUUUUAGAAUUUGUUUUCUGUGGUAAUGUUUGCAGCUUUUCUCUUUUCCUUUUAAAGGAAAAAUAUAUGCUGCCAUCUAAAAUAUUUGAUUGUUAGAACUACAAAAUUCUAAGCUAUUGCUUAUAAUGGGUUAUAGAUUCCCCUUACUGACAACAAACACAUGACUAUGCUGAAACAUUUUUUAUGCCUUCUAAUGCAUCAUUAUUUGUAAAGAUUAUAUCUGGCUACUGUAUUUGAUAAGUAAGCCUCAUGUGGAUCCAAGUUGCAAUAUUCAUUUUUCUGACAAUUAAAAAACUCAUUUGGCACACUAAACUAGGAAUUCUUUUUACCUAGUGUUUCUUUAUAAAUGGGAUUGCUCUAGCAGUGUGUGGUCACAAAGUUAUUAGGUUGAUGCUUAGUGAAAUAUGGUGACAAGUAGUAGUGUAAAUCAGUAGUGCCCUUUUGGUCCAGGAGUCAGUUUUAAGCACCACCAUCAGGACUGUCUAUGCCAGACCUAGCCAGAACAAAGGUAAGGGACAAGGGAGUAAGAAAGCAAAUAGAGGAGAAAGGAGGUUUGUCAAAGAGAAUACAUGUACUAUUGGAUUUCCAAUUGAAGUACUAUUGGAAACUUCAGGUACUCACUGACACCUCUGCCAUAGGUUGUUCACCUUUUCUUUAACCAUAUGAUCACCUGUAUACUAAGAAAAAUAUGUAACUGAACUACAUGGGGGGAAUUUUCCUGUAGGCUCUAUAACAAUGAUCCUUCCAGCAAAUUACGCUUUUUUUUAAAAAUUUAGUGAAUAAGACACUAAUUAUAAUAACCAAGAACAAUCUCUGAAAGCCAAGUAAAUGUUUAUUGUUACAUCAGGAGUCAAAAUCUCCAUUGGUGGUUGUCAGUACAAGGAAUGCAAUCUCUACGAUAGCCUCCAAAUAUUAGAACUGCUUUCAAUUCUGAGGUCAGCUCACAUUGGUAAUGGUAAAAACACAUUUCUAUGGUACUUUGGUGUUUGCAAGGUGAUUUCUUUGCAACAAUCCUGGGGAGCAUGCAGGGUAAGCAUUAUUCUUAUUUUAUAGAUGAGGAAACUGAUGCUAAAAGAACAAAUUUCUCAUGGUCAGACAGGGUUACUAAGUGUCAGGAUUCUGACUGAUUCAUUUUCUUUCUGAUUAUACUGAUUUCUCUCUAUUAUAAUUUUGGAAUUUUGGAGGUAUGCUUGUUUGUUUUCAUAGUUCUCUUUCUCAUGCCCUGCCUAAAAUUAGUGUAAUAUAGUUGUUGGUAAUGGUACUGAGACUUAAGAUUUUCUUUUUUUCUGAUAUUUGUAAAUGUACCACAGCUAUAAAUAAAAUAUGGGCCAUGAAGAUUGAAUAAUAAAAUAACAUCACUUUGUUGUGAGCA
Molecule: messenger RNA, 3690 nt
Organism: Phascolarctos cinereus (koala)
Lineage: Eukaryota; Metazoa; Chordata; Mammalia; Diprotodontia; Phascolarctidae
Gene: RNMT
Product: RNA guanine-7 methyltransferase
Biological process (GO): 7-methylguanosine mRNA capping
Cellular component (GO): nucleus
Molecular function (GO): mRNA 5'-cap (guanine-N7-)-methyltransferase activity
Source: RefSeq, a predicted model, not a curated record